AUGGCUUCCAUCGAUUACCUGCUCCAUGAGAGCUCGGUGGGGUACGCAAUCUUUCAGGUUGUCCACCAGGCCGACACAAUUGGAAACCGAUUGAAGGAGGUUCAAGAUGCAAACCAAGACCUUUCAAAGUUUGGCAAGAUGGUCAAGUUGGUCAACUUUGCGCCAUACAGAGGUGCCGCCGAAGCUCUCGAGAACAUUAACCUUGUCUCCGAGGGUGUCCUGUCCGAAUAUCUCAGAUCAAACCUGGAACUGAACCUCCCAAAGCCGUCGAAGAAGAAGAAGGUCGUGCUGGGUGUGUCGGACAAGAACUUGGCUGGAAGCAUCAAGGCCGCGUUCCCUGGUGUCGAUUGCGAAACUGGCGAGACGUCCGAAGUGGUCGCAGACUUGCUCCGAGGGUUACGAUUCCAUGCACCGAAGUUGCUGAAGGGGUUGCAAGAAGGGGAUGUUGAGAGAGCACAAUUGGGUCUGGGCCACGCAUACUCCCGCGCCAAGGUUAAGUUUUCGGUUCAAAAGAACGACAACCACAUCAUCCAAGCCAUUGCGACAUUGGAUCAUCUCGACAAGGCUAUUAAUACCUUCUCCAUGCGUGUUCGAGAAUGGUAUGGCUGGCACUUCCCCGAACUCGUCCGAAUCGUCUCGGAUAACCACACAUACGCCAAGCUCGCGCUUGCGAUCGGGGACAAGAAGAGCCUGACGGACGAGUCAUUACACGAUAUCGCUGCGAUUGUGAACGAUGACGGAGACAUUGCGCAGGCGAUCAUCGAUGCCGCACGAGUGAGUAUGGGUCAGGACAUCUCAGUCAAUGAUAUGGAGAACGUCUCGGCCUUCGCAAACCGUGUGGUCAAGCUUGCCGAGUACAGAAGAUCGCUGUUCCAAUACCUGGUUAACAAGAUGUCCAUCGUCGCACCAAACUUGGCUACUCUGAUCGGCGAGGUUGUUGCCGCCCGUUUGAUUUCCCACGCCGGUUCCCUCACCAAUCUUUCCAAGUACCCUGCAUCUACCGUCCAAAUUCUCGGUGCAGAGAAGGCUCUGUUCAGAGCUCUGAAGACUAAGGGCAACACUCCCAAAUACGGUUUAAUCUACCACUCAAGCUUCAUCGGCCGAGCAGGCGCAAAGAACAAGGGCCGCAUUUCGCGAUUCUUGGCAAACAAGUGCAGUAUUGCUAGCAGAAUCGACAAUUUCUCCGAAACGCCAUCAACGAAAUUUGGCGCUGCGUUAAGACAACUCGUCGAAGACAGAUUAGACUUCUACGCCAAUGGAAAGGCACCCAUGAAGAACGAAGAUGCUAUGAAAUCCGCCAUGGAUGCCGUCCUAGGCGAUAUCAACGUCGCGGAGCCCGAUGGAGAUGUCGACAUGGCGGACAUCACGCCCAAGAAGGAGAAGAAAUCCAAGGACAAGAAGGACAAGAAAGAGAAGAAAGAGAAAUCCAAAGACAAGGAGGAGAAGGAGCACAAGAAGGACAAGAAGCGGAAACACAGCGACGUCGGCGUCGAAGUGAGCGAGAAGAAGAAGAAGAAGAGCAAGUCCGAGUGA
Molecule: messenger RNA, 1533 nt
Organism: Amorphotheca resinae ATCC 22711
Lineage: Eukaryota; Fungi; Ascomycota; Leotiomycetes; Helotiales; Amorphothecaceae
Exons: 3
Coding region: 1-1533 (510 amino acids)
Cellular component (GO): small-subunit processome; box C/D methylation guide snoRNP complex
Molecular function (GO): snoRNA binding
Source: RefSeq, a predicted model, not a curated record